Molecule: messenger RNA, 420 nt
Organism: Striga hermonthica
Lineage: Eukaryota; Viridiplantae; Streptophyta; Magnoliopsida; Lamiales; Orobanchaceae
Source: the annotation of a GenBank genome assembly
AUGUUCGGUUGCCCUUGUGGCGCGUACAUUAGUCAGUGGUUGAACGAGUAUUGGAUGAGUGGGCGUGAGAUCCGUUCUUUCGCUUCGGAGGCCGAUGCCUUUGUCCAGGACAUGGCCAGGGCCCGGCCCGAGUCCUCUGGGAUUGUCCCUGUGGCCGUGAACUUUCAGGUGCGCACGGUGCAAGCGGAGGGCGUGGCCGAGCGGACCGUGAUGAAGACGGCCAUCUGCCGGCCAUCUGCGGGCGGAGGCUGGUGCCUCUCUACCUGUGGGACCGGCCGACUGUUCACGAAGCCUUUGGACGAGCAUGUGAGACAAUUUCUUUUUGACCUACCUCGGACAAGGAUCAAGAGAAUGAAGGGCGGCGUCUCAUGUUUAUGUGCGGCUUAUGCAUGGAUAGACCGUACGUGGGGGCACAGGUGA